This is a messenger RNA of Ruditapes philippinarum (Manila clam), 472 nucleotides long. Its product is annotated as beta-1-syntrophin-like. Gene Ontology annotation, cellular component: dystrophin-associated glycoprotein complex; intracellular anatomical structure. The annotation marks the transcript as partial. Gene Ontology annotation, molecular function: protein binding; structural molecule activity. Lineage: Eukaryota; Metazoa; Mollusca; Bivalvia; Venerida; Veneridae. The record is from RefSeq and is a predicted model, not a curated record. The transcript has a single exon.
AUGGCGACCAACAUAUCUGGUCGGACGGGGCAUUUCGAAGUUUAUAUACGCCAGCAAUGGUGUAAAGUGACAGUGACGUUAAAUGAUGAAUCAUUAACUUUAUCCCUUGACGAACCUCCUGAAAAUAUGUCCACAUCUUCCACAAACAACGAUAUAUCAGCUCAGUCCAGUAACGUCCCAUCAAAUACCCAAGAAGCCGCUCAUGUACCUGACAAUAUUCCUGGCCAAAAGCGAGUUGUCAAAGUUAUCAAAGAGGAAACAUAUGGCCUUGGUAUAAGUAUUAAAGGUGGAAGAGAGAAUAAAAUGCCAAUUUUGAUCAGUAAGAUAUUUAAAGGCAUGGCUGCUGAUAAAACUGGACAGUUGUAUGUUGGUGAUGCAAUUCUUGCAGUAAAUGGCGAAGAUCUUUGCAACGCCACACAUGACGAGGCUGUCAGGGCAUUGAAGAAUGCUGGAAAGAUAGUUGAAGUGGAAG